GGCAUUGGGUGAGGAGACUCCUUGAUGAGGAGGUGCGGCUGGAGAUAGUGAAGACCCAUCAGCAGGCAGCAGAUAUUUUCACUAAGCGUCUGGCGGAGGCGGAUCAUUGGAAGGGCAUGAAGCUUGCCGGGAUGAGUGUGCAUUGAGUAUGCAUGCUUGAGAUGUUGAUCUUGAGAAGAUCUUUCCGACGCAACAAGAAUCCCUUCAAUCGGAGCAAGAACGCGAAAGCUAUGAAGAUUCAAAGUUCAUGAGCUUGCGUUACAAUUGCGGCGGUUACAAAGUGAAGUUGUGGGGUGACUCUAUAUGGAGUUGGGACCUUUGGGGGUUGGGGAAAUUUGUCACUCUACUGUAACAGCUGCAAAUUGGUUGGGAACAACCAAGCUAGGUUGGCAAGGGUGGCCAACUUGGAUGGAUUGGUUGGGAAGGGACAAAUUGGAGACACUCGCACGAUUCGAGAAGGACGUGAAGCGAACCGACACCGGGUUCCUGGCGAUAGCAACAGAGGUGGAGAAUGACGGAGAGAAAGCCUCGGAGACUCCAGAAAAAAUCAAGGAAUUACUGAAGGAGUUCCAAGACAUUCUUCCUGACGAUCUUCCGAACGAGCUACCGCCAUACCGAACGCAUCAACACGAGAUCGUGGAGGAACCGGGUUCGAAGCCGACCUUCCGAGCACCAUACCGACUCAGCCCUAUGGAGCUGACUGACAUGAAAAAACAGAUCGAGUAUCUCCUAGCCAAAGGACUCAUGCGACCAUCCACUUCGCCGUACGGUGCCCCAGUACUCUUCACACCGAAACCGGACGGAAGCCUGCGCGUGUGCAUCGACUACCGAGCUCUUAACAAGCAGACCAUCAAGAAUAAAUAUCCGAUACCACGAAUCGAUGACCUGCUUGACCAGCUUCGGGGAGCUACGGUAUUUUCCAAACUGGAUCUGCGGUCCGGAUACUGGCAGAUACGGAUGGCGGACAACUCUAUCCACAAAACUGCUUUCCGAACUCGGUACGGAUCGUACGAGUAUUUGGUAAUGCCAUUCGGACUCACCAACGCGCCGGCAACGUUCCAAGCCGAAAUGAACCACAUUCUACGACCACUUUUGGACGAAUGCGUGGUGGUGUACCUGGACGACAUACUCAUCUACUCGCGCGACAUGAAGCAGCACGUCGAACACCUGCGACGCGUCUUCGAAAUUCUUCGACGAGAACGAUUCUACGUCAAACUGUCCAAGAGCGAAUUCGCCCUUGAAAAGGUCCAGUUCCUAUGACAUAUGGUGAGCGCUCAAGGAGUUCA
This is a messenger RNA of Closterium sp. NIES-67, 1286 nucleotides long. NCBI's taxonomy places the organism in Eukaryota, Viridiplantae, Streptophyta, Zygnematophyceae, Desmidiales, Closteriaceae. The record is from the annotation of a GenBank genome assembly.